AUGGGCCUGGACAUCUCAAAGAUGCUCACCUCUAGCCGAGCUCUUUUCUACGGCAUCAUUCCAGGUAACGCGGCUACACCACUCGGGUCAGUGGUCCUGCCAGUCACCUUUGAGAUGAAAGAUAACUACCGCACCGAGUACAUCAAAUUCGAGGUGGCGGACUUCGACUCGUCAUAUCAUGCCAUCCUUGGCAGACCGGCACUAGCCAAGUUCAUGGCCAUGCCCCACUAUGUCUACCUACUACUUAAAAUGCUAGGCAAGAUAGGCGUACUCAUAAUCCACGAUGACCUGAAGAAGUCGUACGACUGCGACCAGGAAGCGAUCGAGUACGCCACGACAUCACACGUGCCAGAGCCGUCUGCUGAAGUACUCAUGGCCAUGCAGAAGCUGACCGACUCAAAGAUGGAGAUCUCCAACCAGCGGCCUAGCCAGUCGAGGGUUGAGCUUCUUGGAAAUACUCGUUGA
This is a messenger RNA of Panicum hallii, 465 nucleotides long. RefSeq lists its product as uncharacterized. The transcript is spliced from 2 exons. The record is from RefSeq and is a predicted model, not a curated record. Lineage: Eukaryota; Viridiplantae; Streptophyta; Magnoliopsida; Poales; Poaceae. Bases 1 to 465 code for a protein of 154 amino acids.